AUGGUGCUCGCGCAGCUGGGCGGGAGCAUCUCCCGCGCCCUGGCGCAGAUGAGCAACGCCACGGUGAUCGAUGAGAAGGUGCUCAACGACUGCCUCAACGAGAUCUCGCGCGCGCUCCUACAGGCCGAUGUCCAGUUCAAGAUGGUCCGCGACAUGCAGGCCAACAUCAAGCGCAUCGUCAACCUCGAGGCGCUUGCCGCAGGCACCAACAAGCGCCGCAUCAUGCAGCAGGCUGUCUUCACGGAACUCUGCAACAUGCUAGAUCCCGGGAAGCCUUCUUUCACUCCCAAAAAGGGCAAGCCAAGCGUAGUCAUGUUCGUUGGUCUGCAAGGUUCUGGUAAAACUACCACUUGCACAAAAUAUGCUUAUUAUCAUCAGAGGAAAGGAUUCAAACCAGCGCUGGUUUGUGCUGAUACAUUUAGGGCGGGUGCUUUUGAUCAGUUAAAGCAAAAUGCAACGAAGGCCAAGAUUCCCUUUUACGGAAGCUACAUGGAAUCUGAUCCAGUAAAAAUUGCUGUUGAGGGUGUGGAGAGGUUCAAGAAAGAAAACUGUGAUCUCAUCAUUGUGGAUACAAGUGGAAGGCACAAACAAGAAGCAGCACUCUUUGAAGAAAUGCGGCAAGUUUCGGAAGCAACAAAACCAGACUUGGUGAUUUUUGUGAUGGACAGCAGUAUUGGUCAGGCUGCAUUUGAUCAAGCACAGGCAUUUAAACAAAGUGUUUCUGUUGGUGCUGUGAUUAUUACAAAAAUGGAUGGUCACGCAAAAGGCGGUGGUGCCCUUAGCGCUGUCGCAGCAACAAAAAGUCCUGUUAUAUUCAUUGGAACUGGAGAGCACAUUGAUGAGUUUGAAGUUUUUGAUGUGAAGCCAUUUGUUAGUCGCCUGUUAGGUAUGGGAGAUUGGUCAGGCUUUAUGGACAAGAUUCAUGAAGUGGUACCUACAGAUCAACAGCCUGAGCUUCUGCAGAAACUGUCUGAAGGAAGCUUUACUCUGAGGCUUAUGUAUGAGCAGUUCCAGAACAUUCUGAAAAUGGGUCCUAUUGGCCAGGUCUUCUCUAUGUUGCCUGGGUUUAGCGCUGAACUAAUGCCAAAAGGACAUGAGAAGGAAAGCCAGGCUAAGAUUAAGCGCUACAUGACGAUGAUGGAUUCCAUGACUGAUGCAGAGCUUGACAGCACAAAUCCUAAGCUGAUGACCGAAUCACGGAUCACUCGGAUUGCACGGGGUUCUGGCCGGCCUGUCAGGGAUGUCAUGGACAUGCUGGAAGAGUACAAGCGGCUUGCUAAAAUCUGGGGCAAGAUGAAGGGUCUCAAGAUCCCAAAGAAAGGGGAGAUGAGUGCACUGUCCCGCAACAUGAAUGUUCAGCACAUGAGCAAGGUCCUUCCCCCGCAGAUGCUUAAACAGAUUGGUGGCAUGGGUGGUCUGCAGUCUCUGAUGAAACAGAUGGGAUCGAAGGAGAUGAGCGGAAUGUUUGGAGGCAUGGGUGGCGAGCGCCGCAGACACCGGUUCUUCAUCCGCACGACGCUCGCAGCUGAUGCUGCCGCCGCCGCCGCGGGAGGCAGGAGGCGAGGCAGCGCCAGCUGCCAAGACCUAGGCGGACGCGCGCGCGAGGUGCCGCCGUUGCCGCUCUUGUCGCCGCCGCCGAGCCAGGAGGAGGAGUACGAGGAGGACGAAGAGGCGACGGGGCUACCGUCCGACGUGCUGCGGGGCCACUUCGCGGUGUACGUGCGCGAGCGGCGGCGCCGGUUCGUGGUGCCCAUCGCGCUGCUAGACCGCCCCAAGUUCCGGUCCCGGCUGCGGCGAGCCGAGGAGUUCGGGUUGGCGGGCGCAGGCGUCGGCGGCAUCCUCGUCCUCCCCUGCGCGGAGGUCGCCUUCUGCUCCCUCACCAGGAUCCCUCCGCUCUGCAAUUUCUCCGCGGCCGCAGGACCCACCGCUCGCGGCGUAGAUCGAGGUUUUGUUUGCCAUGCACCCAAGAACUUUAGGGUUCUUGAUGUUAUGUACUCAGAUCUGUGCGAUGAUCUUGCACAUGAUGUUAGAACAACCAUUUUGAUUCGAAUUGAGCGUUGGAGGAUCACCUUUUGGUGUGGCAGCCACGCCUUGCUUAAGAUUGUCGAAGAAGAGCUGAAGAAGCCCGGUCAGUAA
Molecule: messenger RNA, 2136 nt
Organism: Miscanthus lutarioriparius
Lineage: Eukaryota; Viridiplantae; Streptophyta; Magnoliopsida; Poales; Poaceae
Source: the annotation of a GenBank genome assembly